GAUUGACAAUGACUGAUGACAAUACACCUACACAGCACCUACCUAAGGUGUAUUUUAAUUUAGUCUAAUUUUAUUAAUAAUUUUUUCUCCUUAUGCACGCCGUCUUUCUACCAUAUUUAUAGUUUCGAAGAGAUACAAUAAUUUCCAUCAUUAAUUGAGUAGAUUUAUCUAAUCAAUUGUAAAUUAAUGAUGGAUAAUUGUAAUACAACUCCAAAUGAAAAUGGGAAAGUAUCUUACGAUCCCGGUUGGAAUGAUCCCCCAAAAUUUUCAUAUAACACCCAACAGACUACCCCAAAUAGGCCUCGCAACUUCCUGAAUAAGAGGGUUGCUUUUCCUUUAUCUAGUACAGGCACGAGUCUUGCUCCACCUCCCCCAGUUAAUCUGCCACCGAUACCUGCAGGCUUCUCACCUGCACCCUUACAUGUCUUUUCUACACCUGAACCUGAUCAAGAUAUAAAUGUUGAUAGUGAAAGUGCCCUAAUAGAGGUAAAAGAAACACUAUUAACAUUAUUAGAUAAUAAUAGUGAGUUGGAAAAUAAAGCAAAUGACAUUAGAAGAAGAAUAAGUAUUAUGGAAGAUAUGUGGAGUAGUGGGAAAUUAAAUAAAAGUAUACAUUUACAUAUGAAAAAUUUAACAUAUGCUCUUAAAAAUAAUGAACCACAAAAGGCAGAUGACAUACAUCGGGCUCUCAUGGUGGACCAUGUGAGCGCAGUCAGCAGCUGGAUGCCAGGUGUUAAACAAUUGAUCCACAACAGUAUAGCUCGCUGUGAACUAUUGGCAAUAGACAAGGAAUAACACACUCAACUCAGUGAUUCUGUAUUACUGUUCUGUUACUAACCUUUCUUAUUUAGUCACCAUUUAAAAGACUACAUAUUUAUAAAUCAUGUGUUCUUAAAGUUAUGAAACAGGCUUCCUCAACUAAAGUUUUAUUAACAUUGGGCCCUUGUGUUACCACACAAAUAAAAAUCCUGUUUUAUGAUUCUCUUAUAAGGUCAAAAAGAUUGUAUUUUAAUAAUAUUUUUUCAAAAUACUAUGUCAUAUUCAAACAUUUGUUUGUAACACUUGUGUUACUGUUGUAUGUUUGGUAUAAAAUAAAAUAUUUACUUAUAAACAUCAAUUUCUUUAUAAUAUGUACAUAAAGAUAUUGUAAUUUUUGUCAUACAUUUGUAGCAAAUCAAUAUUAUUUAUACUACAUAAAAUUUAUUAUCCAUAGCAUGUUUAUUAUUAUAAUAAAUAACUGCAUUGGUUAAAUAAACAACAUAACUGCAGUAUUUAAAGGAAUGAAGAACCAUCUCAAUUUUAUUUAAUAAUGUCUCAAAACCUAGUAUGUAUUUAUGCUUUUAUGUGUGCAAUGAAUUAAAUAAGUAUUAAUUUUAAGGAAAAUAUGUGAUUCUUAUGUAAUGUUAUAUGAAGCUUGUAUAUAAUAUGCAAAGGUAAAUAAAAGUUAUGUGAUAUUACUGUACAA
This is a messenger RNA of Galleria mellonella (greater wax moth), 1465 nucleotides long. Its product is annotated as steroid receptor RNA activator 1. The record is from RefSeq and is a predicted model, not a curated record. The coding region runs from base 187 to 795 and encodes 202 amino acids. Gene Ontology annotation, cellular component: nucleus. The transcript is spliced from 3 exons. Lineage: Eukaryota; Metazoa; Arthropoda; Insecta; Lepidoptera; Pyralidae. Gene Ontology annotation, biological process: regulation of transcription by RNA polymerase II.